Sander lucioperca (pikeperch) is the source of this 1748-nucleotide messenger RNA. RefSeq lists its product as uncharacterized. The record is from RefSeq and is a predicted model, not a curated record. Lineage: Eukaryota; Metazoa; Chordata; Actinopteri; Perciformes; Percidae. Bases 252 to 1748 code for a protein of 498 amino acids. The transcript is spliced from 9 exons.
UUGAGCCUCGGCCGCAGCCAGAUGUGGGACUGGUGACUUUAAAACCGCACGCAGUGAAAUCUGAGCCCGCUCCCGAAGCCCUGCUAGGGCCUGGCUCGCUGCAGUAUUUUGGGAUGUUUUACACAGGGCAGGACAAAGACACGUUACCAGGCGGGAGCCCAGCCUGAACAGAUGUUUCUGCACUGGGAAAACAAGGAGAAGCUACAUUAUUUCUGCAGGAAAAGGACGACUCAAAGACGAUAUGGCUGAAGAUGUCCGUGGACUCUGAUUGUGUUUUGCUGUCAUCACGAGACUCCAGGACUUCCUGCGUCUUCCCAAACGAAGACGAGAAAGAUGAUGUCCCAGGAGUGGGAGAGGAGAGCGUCCUGGAGAUGCUGAGCUACUCCAAGUUCUCCAACCUGGAGACAUGGCUGUGCAUGCCGUCCUCGCUGCUGCUGUCCCGGGCCCUGGACUCCACCCGCACCUCCUCCUCCUCUUCCUCACAUGCAUCCAACCACUCCUCCUGCUCCUCUUCCUCCUCCUCCUCCUCGUCCCCGGCUUCAGACUCCCGGCACUCCACCUGCAGCGACCCGGGACACACCGACACACCGCUCCGGUGCCCCGAGAGAGACCCCACCUUCCUCACCUCCGCGCUGGGGAAGGAGAUGCCGUUUCUGAGUGCGUCUCUGCUCCCCGUGCUCUCCUCCACGCCGAUGGCGGCGACCGUGGCGGGAGACUCCGCCCCCCGCAGCGGCGUCAGCGUCAGGAAACGGAGGCGGCUCGCUGCCAGUCCUGGAGGACUCCGCUGGAACUCUGCAGGUUCGGUGCAGCGAGACUUCUGGUCACCUGAUCUGUCUCCGGUGUCGCCGAGGGCGACAGCAGGAGAGGCUGCAGGGGGCGUGGCGGCGUGGGCCGGCGAGCACGGCGCCCUGAGGAAGACGCUGUCGGUCGACGAGCGGCUGCUGCAGCCUCACCGCAGACUGCUGAGCCGCCUGGAGAGAGGCCGCAAGAAGCUGCACAACAUCCAGGACGGCAAAGGCAGAGUCCCUCAGGUGGCCGAGCAGGACGGCGAAGGUGAAGACCUGGAGGACAAGCAGGUUGUCGAGGACUUACAGGAGACCAGCGACAAAGGCGAAACUCCUCUGACGGCCGAACAGGAUGCCGAAGAUUCUCGGACGACUGUCGACGAAGGCGAAUCCCCUCUGAAGGCCGGCUGCGAAGGCGAAACCCCUCAGAAGACCGGUGGUGAAGGCGAAUCCCUUCAGAAGGCCGAAGGCGAAACCCCCCUGAAGACCAGCGGCGAAGGCAAAUCCCCUCAGAAGGCCGGCGGCGAAGGCAAAUCCCCUCAGGAGGCUGUCCGCGAAGGCAAAACCCCUCUGGAGGCCACCCUGGAUGACUGGAUGACUCUUGAAGAGCAGUCAUCGGAGACUCUGGACGACUGGAUGACUCUUGAAGAGCUGUCAUCAGAGACUCUGGAUGACUGGAUGACUCUUGAAGAGCUGUCAUUGGAGACUCUGGACGACUGGACAUCAGCUGAGACUCUGGACGGCUGGACGUCAGCUGAGGUUCUGGGUGGCUGCACGUACACAGGUCAGCUCAGGUCCGACAAGAGGUUGAUGCAGGGCAUGGCGCUGGGAGCCAUGUUUUCCCUUUCCCGUCUUCGGCCUCCACGAGUCCCAGAAAACACAGCCAGAAAAGCAAACAGAAAAAAGUUCCGGGGAAGCAGGCAAGGAGGCAGGCUGGUUCAGGAACAGAGAACCAGUAGCUAG